GAAGGGCGGUGGAAUUCCGUCGUUGCUUUCAGCGCAUUUUACGCAUAAAAAAAACCCACUUUACGCACGUGAACCCAGCCACUGAAGAAACCUCCAUUUGUAUAAGUGAACUUCUAAAAGUACUUCAAAUGGCAGCGAGUGUAGGAUUGUCCAUGAUGAAUCCGCCGCACACCACAGAGGAGCGGGCCGUCUUCACGCAGCUGAAGCCGGUGAGGAUGUCGGGAGCGGACGGCGCUGAGGACGCGUCCGUGUUCGAGGACGUCAAACCCGGGAUUCGACUGGAGUUGGACAAAUACCUGCCACAGGUCCACGUUCCUCUCAUGAACCCCUCGACUCUCUGCGUUGACAAAAAGUACAGACGAGACAGCGCCUCCGUGGUGGAUGAGUUCUUCUCAGAGGAAAAACCUGCCCCCUACAGCCUCAACAUCAACGUCAUCCUCCCCAGCACCACCCACCUCCGCACAGGCCUCUACAGGCCCAACACCAAGACCCACCUCACGCCCCAGCAGAUCAAGAUCGAACCGGGCCUGGAGGUUCCCUGCUCCAUCUCCACCAGCAGCACCCAGGCCCUGCCAGACUUCACCUCCGUCUUCAGCGUGCCGCCUGUGGUCAACAACGUUUUCAUCAAACCCGACAUGAGCUCUGGAGGCGUCAGUGUGUCCGUGGGAUGUCAGCAGCAGUCGAGUUUGGACACAGAGCUUCACAUCGGCCCCCCGGCCCCCCAGUCGCAGGUUUACCACAUGCCCAUCACCAGCUGCGCCGACCUCACGCUGUCACACACGUCCCCGUCGUCGCACGGCUCCGCAGGCAGCAGGACGAUGAUGAGCCUCGGAGGCGUCGGGCUGCCGACAUCCAACGGCCACUACAUGAUGCAGGAACAUCAACUCCAGCAGCACGGCUACUACCACGUCAAUCCCAACGCAUCCCAGCACACAGCGCCCCACAGCCUGCCGCCCUCACCCCCGAACUCCCAGCCCGGGAGCCCCGAUGGUCAUGCGGAGCUGCUCAGCUUAGCGUCUCCACCGCCGUACCAGCAGCGUCUCGGGGGGAUGAAGGUGACAGGGAUGUCCCCUCAUGCUCUGCUGAUGACACAUGGCCAGGGCGUCCUGACGGGCCCCAAAUACAACAGGCGGAACAACCCCGAGCUGGAGAAGAGGAGGAUCCACUUCUGUGACUACCCAGGCUGCAGCAAAGUUUACACAAAGAGUUCUCAUCUGAAGGCACAUCAGAGGACACACACAGGCGAGAAGCCGUACCGCUGCACAUGGGAAAACUGCGACUGGCGCUUCGCCCGAUCGGACGAGCUCACCCGACACUACCGGAAACACACCGGGGCCAAACCCUUCAAGUGCAUCGCCUGCAGCCGCUGCUUCUCCCGCUCCGACCACCUGGCCCUGCACAUGAAGCGUCACCAGAACUAGCACGGACGUCAAACCUGUACAUACAAAACACAAACAGUGCGGCAUCCGGACGUGACCGCCACUCGAACGUCACGGCGUUAAUAUGAACAGAUCACAAAAUCAUCCCCGUGCGCCCGUGUUGGUCCUGGAGCUCGAUGCUAACAGGAGGUCGGGUGACUGCAGGUUUUUUCGAGCUGAAUCCAAGGUACGAAGUUACGAAGCCUUUAUCGUGACGACGCUCAGAAAGUGAUCGUGGAGUCGCAGAAUCAAAGUCCCUCCGAUUCACACGCUCGACCAAUCAUGAAGUUUCAUCCCAUUUUUAUAGCAUCAAACAAUUAAAACCAAACUUACUUAUCAGUGUGAUACAAACAACCUAAAAUCUUUGACAAAUAUUUAUUUAAUGUGUAGUUUGGCUUUUUAGUUUGUUACACGUCUCAUCUGCUAACAUAGAAGAUGCAGGGUAUAUGACCUGUACUGCAUCCAGCCACCAGAGGGCGAUCAAGGCGCUUUGGGGGAGCCGUUUCAUACAUCUUUAUAAAAAAGUUUUUAACCUGUACUUUGAGUUUUAAUUUGGUCCAUGUCACAUCCACUAACAUGGAGGAGGGAGAGUUUAUGAUAUAUAUUGCAGUCAGCCACCAGGGGGCGAUCAUGAGGAUUGGAUUCAAUCCGAAGUCCGGGUAUUUUCGGAACUUCUCCAAACUUCUCCAGGUUUUAAGUUUUCCUCUCUGAGAUAAAGCCGAUCACCUGCCGUCAGUCACCAUCAUGUAAAACCAGAGGAUCCACCAGGCGCUCGGGGGGGAUUCUGUACAACUCAAUACAAACACACACACACACACUCCAGCUCAUCACAUCCCAGACAAACCUUUAAACAACAACAAAAUGAACUUUUCCUACAACUCUACUGCCAACGUCACCCCCGACACCAUCUUUAAUCAUUUUGAGGUACGAACUUUCAAGGAGAGGUGGAAACACUUCUGUAAAUAUUUGUUAAUACGUGUGCAUGUGUGUGUGUGUGUGUGUGUGUCUGAGAAUACGACGAAUGUAUUGAGAUUUAUACUUGACAUCUUUCUUCUUCCUUUUUUUUUUUUUUUUUACCCUGACUGUUAAUAUGAGUAACGUUGAAACGUCCCCGCGAUCUCACGUCAAUAAAACAGUAAACAAACAAUCAAACAGAGAACUCUCCAUGGAAAAGUUAAUGAUCGCCUUGUUCUGCCUGUUUCAGCACAAGUCAAACCUGUCGAGCUCGGAGCUCGCAGCAAUCUGCCAAUGUUUGUAUCCAUGACUUCACCCGUUGCCCCGGCGACCGAUCUGCUUUGAUGACGGUUUGUUUCUAUUCAGCGGCGUCUUUAUCCUUCUCCUGUAUUUGUUCAGCACGUCAACUCGAGAAAAGAGCGAUGGGCGGAUAUAGGUUUUACGUAAUCGUCCCUUAUUGUUCUGAUGGCGUCAGUCCUGUUAACUGCAUAAAUGGCAGGUUGCAGUUCGCUUUGUUGCAUCGCGUUAAUUCUAAGUUGCGGCGUCUUUCAUUGUUUCAGGGUUUUUAAAAAAUACUUUUCACCCACAGCGGAAUGCCCGAGCAUUUUUGUGCAGCGGCCGUGUUUGCCAAGAACAAAGAUUUACAAGACGGAGACAAAAGACGUUUCAUAGAGCAAAUGAAGGGUUUGAGCCUGUGAACUGGAACAAAUGGUCGUUAUCUGGGAAACGUGACAAGAGGAAUGGAUUUUAAACGGAAUCCACUUGACACCUUUUCCCUUUUGGAGAAAAUGACACCACAAGAAUGCGGUGAUACUCCUGUUCUGCCGGUGGCUGUUCAUCCUUUAAUUGUCUUGUACUGUUCAGCACAGUCAGGCUAUUUGAAAACGCUUCCAGGGUAAAAAAGAAGAAAAAAUUACAUUAUUUACUCCUCCGGCUCGUUUGCUGUCAGAAUAAUUCACAUUUUUCUUAACUUGAAGUCCCAAAAAGUUAAAACGUUUCUUUAACAAUGACAGGAGGAUGACGUCUGAACAUUUAAAACCGUUGUAAGAACGUAUUUUAAGUCAGUUUUUAGCUCAUUUUAUUGGAUCAACCCACUUUCUACUUCGAAGCGUUGAUUGACCCAUGUCCGUCCAAUGUGUGUUAAUUUAGGAGAAAACAAAUCUUGUUAUUUCAACUCUAUUAUCGUUUAUUCUUUCUUCCAAAGGAAACAAGUUCUUCUGCCUUCCUCCAGGAGGCAGCACUGACCACCCACUGUGUACAUAACUGUAGUUUAACAGAAAACUUUGUAAAUAUUUGUUUGGUUUUAUUUCCUAUUAUAAUAUUAAUAUUUUUUCUUUUCUUUUUUUUUUAUCUAAUGGGACUUUAGAUCGGUUUUUAUGUGAAUGUUUGUUUAAUUUUGUUUGGUUUUGAUACAUCGCGUGUAAGAGAAUUUAUCAGUUUAUGUAAAAUUAAUAAGAACAACAAGAAUGGUUUAUUUUUAUUCCUGUUUGUGUAAAAUGCUGCAAUGAGAUAAUAAAAAGAUUCA
This is a messenger RNA of Hippoglossus stenolepis (Pacific halibut), 3897 nucleotides long. RefSeq names its product Kruppel-like factor 5 like (gene klf5l). The transcript has 4 exons. The record is from RefSeq and is a predicted model, not a curated record. Gene Ontology annotation, molecular function: RNA polymerase II cis-regulatory region sequence-specific DNA binding; DNA-binding transcription factor activity, RNA polymerase II-specific. NCBI's taxonomy places the organism in Eukaryota, Metazoa, Chordata, Actinopteri, Pleuronectiformes, Pleuronectidae. Gene Ontology annotation, biological process: regulation of transcription by RNA polymerase II. Bases 129 to 1421 code for a protein of 430 amino acids.